This is a messenger RNA of Lytechinus pictus (painted urchin), 4573 nucleotides long. Its product is annotated as maestro heat-like repeat-containing protein family member 1. The record is from RefSeq and is a predicted model, not a curated record. Gene Ontology annotation, cellular component: cytoplasm. Gene Ontology annotation, molecular function: protein binding. The coding region runs from base 7 to 1674 and encodes 555 amino acids. NCBI's taxonomy places the organism in Eukaryota, Metazoa, Echinodermata, Echinoidea, Temnopleuroida, Toxopneustidae. The transcript is spliced from 12 exons.
AAGCUUAUGACUGCCCUCCACAUCAAGCUAGCAUCAAUCACGUUCCCACAGACCCGUACAGGAACAAUGAGAGCCAUUAGAACACUAGCCUCUACACAUCUAGAACCUGUCCUUAAUACACUUAUCAGAUUCCCACUUCCAUAUGACCAACACAUCAUAGAGUGUUGGCGUACAUUAGCCUGUGAUGGCAGUCUUCUGCAGGCCGUCUAUGAUAGAUGUUUGGAUAUGAUGGCUCGUAAUGUACACGUUGAUGAGAAGAUAGAUCCUAAAUCCAAGAAAAUCCUCUCCAAGGUUGCCAAUUUGAGGCCGUUAACUGUCGUAUCAGCUCUGACUGAAACAUUCCAAGUGGAGGAAUCAGAAGAUGUUGUUUCUGAUAACUUUCCAAGGUUGUUCUCGUCUCUACUGAUCUACAUUGGCUCCUGUGUGGGUAAAGUCAAACCUCCAUCCCUCAAAGCUGAUCAGAUCCAACAACAAGAGAUUGUCAAUGCGAAAGAUGUGAAAGCAUUCAACAAGGCCCUGGCUGUUAUCUGCCCAAGCUUCUUGGCCACUGAAUCUAUAAAGUGUCUGCUAGCACGAGGGCCUAAUUCUGCCGAUCUGAUGGAGCUACUUAGUAAGGAGGGAGUAUGGACUAAACUGCAAGAAGAGGAAGAGUAUGAGGAUGGGGUACAGAUACUUGGGAGGGCUGUGGCAGAGUACAGAGGCAACUACAUCCCUCGGAUCAUUGGAGCUGUCUCUCCAAACCUCAACAGUCUGUUUGAUACACAAAGAAUUGUUACAACAGCUUUCUUAGCUGAGCUGAUCAAUCAGAGAUGUGCUGGCGAUAUCUCUCAAGUUGAGAUCAUCAUGAAUAAUCUCCUUGGUAGGCUUGUUGAUGGCAAUGCUGUUGUUCGUAAGCUUUGCAUCAGGGGUCUUGGUAACAUAGCAAGUCUUGGAUCUGAUCAGGUCCAGAAGUAUUCUACGACUGUGUUAUCCUCUAUGAUGGCUGGUAUGGAUGAUAAAGAUGACCCAGAGGAUAGCAUCACCUUGGAAGCCAUGUCUGGUCUAACUCGCAUCCUUAUGGAGAUCUCAGAGAGCAACGUUAGACCUAUCCUUAUCAAUGUAACUUUGCGCAUUAGACCUUGCUUUGAAAAGGACCGUGCUUCAGUAAGAGCAGCAUCCUUUACUCUGUUUGGUAACCUGAGUCGGUUUGGUGAUGGUCCAUCAAGAGAUCCAUUCCUGGAGCAGAUCCACACAAAUUUUGUUAGUCUACUGCUUCACCUUAAUGAUGAAGAUGAUGACGUUAAGAAGUCUUGCAAAUUUGCUCUAAGACAGUUUGGUCCUUUGAUGGGGUCUAGUGCAAUGAAUGAUAUGUUCCAGAAGCAUCUACUUGAGGACAGAAAACUCAACUAUGGAGAAUUCAUGUAUGACCUCUCUAAAGUCAUUAUUGUUGACUUACUUCAGAAAGUGAAUUUCUAUGUGAUGGGUAACGUUUCAUUCUUCCGUAGUGCUUGGCCAGAUAUUAGAGCUAAUGCUGCUAUGUGUGUUGGAUUCCUCCUUGGAAACCUACCUAGAGAUAAUCAUAGUCUUAUCAGCAAGGAUCAUGUCUGCGGAGCUUUGAUUCAACUUCUUAAAGAUCCAGAGCCCUCUGUAAGAGUCAAAGCAGCUGAAGCCAUGAGUCUUCUCUUUAACUUCUAGACAAAAUUGGUACUUAUGAUAUGAUCUUCUUAUGUAUUUAUCUGAGCAAUACUUUCAUGGAGUACUCUUGAUUCCCCUUCAUCAUUCAGCAAACAUAUAUAUAUCAUUUCUUUCAGUACAUGGUGAAUUAGCAAUUAAAAAACAUGGGGAUGUGACUUUGAAAGUAGGUAUUGAAAGGGAGCUUGUGAGCUUGCUGUGUCAUAUGAAUACUUCCUUAUUGCAUCUCAUUGUUGAGUUUACAACUUGGGAUUUGGGAUAAAAAUUGUACAUAGUUAUUCCUGCAGCAGCAUGAAUCAAUGUGUGAUGCUAGCUUCUGAAGCAAGUGCAGUAUACUAGUAAAACUAAUCAUUUUACAUGAGAUAUGUCAUGCAGUUAGUCAUAUGUAUGGUAGACUAAUUAUUACCGGUAGCAAAGUCACAAUUUUUUUUAUUGACUUUAAUGAAGUUGUUAUUUAUUUCCAUCAUAAUAUGAUGGGCAAAGCAUAUUUUGCUUGUAGUUUUGGUUUAUAUACAGACAGAUCUCUUGAUAUAUUACAGCUUAUAAAGCAACAGAAUGAACUAACAAACCUGUUGGUCCAUUAUUUAAUACUUGCAUGAUCAGAUGAAUGAUUAUAAAUAAAAUUUGUAUCUGUUUUAAAGUGCUGAUGUCAGAUAUGCGUGAUGAAUGGACUUUGGAUUUUAUAUUCAAUCAAGAAAGAUAGGGUUUUCAAAAUGUAUUUAAGUUUAAAAAAUAUUUAUAGUAAUUGAUAUAAAUGUUAAUAGGCUGCCGUAGGAUUACUUUUACAAAAUUGCAUUUUGUAAAUAAAUGAGUCAUUUCCAAUUAAGAAAUAAAAACAGUAGGAACCAACUGAUCAUAAACAUCAAAGUUCUGUUUCAAGUCAUUUUCCUGCAUGAAACUGAAAAGAAGGAAAUUUCUGUUAUCCUAUUAAAAAGAAACAAAUUGCUUUAAGUUUUGUGAAGUUGUAUUGAAGUUAGUGCGUAAGAAGUGCAGGUUUUUUAAAUCGUUGGGCAGAAUCUUGGGGGGGGGGGGGACUCUUUGACAUGACAUCCUAUUUUUUAAAAGGUUUCAUGACAUGUGAUAAUUUAUUUUAGAUCAGUAGAUAAUUAUAUCCACAAGUUUGAUACUGGAUGUCCAUUGAAAGGUUCUCAUGCUCUGAUUCUUUCUUAAGUCAUAAUAGAUCAAUUGCAUGAAGGAGAUUUCCUGGGGGGGGGGGGGUCACUCUCCACAUGGCCUGCUAUGCACCCGCGUCCAGAGAAAGGGUCCCGUGUCAGGCACUCGGGCGGCGUCGAUGUCUUUGGCAAAAAGGGUUGCAUUUCAGCACCAUUCGCUGGUAAAUCGCCUCUUAGGGUAGCUUUUUCUCUCUCUCCACGCCAUUUAGGGUUACUAAUUUGGUUAUGAAGAUUAUGCCAUUUGAGUAGAUCUAUGCCAUUUUUAGGGUUGCAAAUUUGAGGAGACACGGGAGCAGACCUAUAAACACCAUGAAGUGAUCACGCCGGCCAGCACAGCACUUAUGAGAGUUAUCCCCGUACAGUCCUAGCUAGUCUCUUACACCCGGCUCUAUACUAGGCAGCUAUGUGCAGCAUAGCACGCGUUACCUAUACCACAUGCCCACAGGUUGCAGAGGAUGCUUUGCUCUAUAUUGCUAAUGUAACUGUUCUGGGCCUGUAUGAAGCGACUAUGCUUGGCUUGCAAGGAUACAAGUCGGUAUUUGUCGUGCCUGCAUAUCGCAUGCACUCGACCCAUUUAUUAAUACACGUCUCUAUAAUAUAGGAGAAAUUGAUUAUGUUGGUAUUGCUGGGUUUUUGUUUUUGUCUUUUUGUUUGAUUCAUAUAUUGAUUUGUUUUUCAUUAUCAAUAAAAAAAAGAAGAUACAGGUUUAAUGUAAACUAGAUCUAUGUAUUUUUCAACACAUUAACUGGUAAGGAUUCAAUUUUUUCAAGUUUUGAUAAAAUUUGUAAAAACAAACAGUAAGUGAUGCAUCACAUCAGUCAAGGCAUUUUCACUUGCAUUCAUUAAUUUAGGCUAAAAGAUGGCCAUUCAUUGUGGCUAAGAGAGGUGUCCUGUUGGGAGUAAUCAUGUUCGCCUUAAUUUCAAUAACUUCAAAAAUUGAAUUUGUUUUUCAUUCUCCUUUAACAUCAAUUAAACAUCACUCAUCAAUUUAGAUGUUUACGCCACUUAGGGUAUCAAAUUAGGGGAUUUCCCUGUUCACGCCACUUAGGGUGGCUUUUCUCAUGGGUUACGCCAUUUAGGGUUGCAAAUUUAGUUAAUGAAGUUACGCCACCUAGGGUGCAUUUCUGAGGUUGUUUGACACGGGUGGGUAGCAGUCCAUGUGGAGAGUGAUUUCUACGCUUUUAGAGUAUGUGCGCGCCAUGCGCGACUGCGAGGUAACAAUUUACGACACAAUCGCUUAGCAAGGAUUACAUGUCCUUCGCUAAGUUCGUGAAUAACUUGAAAUCAGAAGUAGUGGUAAGCAAACAGGCAUAUAAAUUGUUCCAAAUAAUAACUUGAAUUACACAUUGUACAGCCUGAGGUAAUAAUGAUAUUGACUGGCUCUUCUUUCAGGAAACAUCAAAUAUAUCGCCCUUAGAAGAACCAUAUUGCCCUUGUCUAAAGACUCAGGACGAUAUGAUUCUGUUACAGGUGACAUAUUUGAUGUUCCCCUCAAGGCCAGCCAAUAUUAUAUAAUUGCCCAUGUGUCAUGAGGUCACCUACUUUUGCAUUACAUGGUGAUUUUUGCUUUUGCAUCACCUUUUUAACUUCAAAUGUCUCUAUCUCACUAAGUAUACACCCUAUGAUAUUAAAAGUAUGUAUUUUCUGAGAGGAAAUUUCUCAAUAAAUCCAAGUAUGCACUCAGAAAUAGCAUUAGGUGUAAGGUAUUCGUGUUAUAUUGUGUUGAAUAG